Messenger RNA from Spirometra erinaceieuropaei, 15263 nucleotides. NCBI's taxonomy places the organism in Eukaryota, Metazoa, Platyhelminthes, Cestoda, Diphyllobothriidea, Diphyllobothriidae. The record is from the annotation of a GenBank genome assembly.
AUGGCAAACAGCGUGUCUACCUCCAUCGACGUAUUUAACGCAGGAGCACUCGUGGAGGCAAACACCUCAGGUUUGUCAAUCGCCGUUUUACGUGGUGACUCUUUGGCAGAGCUUCCAUAUCCCAAGCGUGAGACAGAAGACUCUUCCUACGAGAAAUUCACUGACGAUUUUGAAGGUGGUUGUUGUCCGCGUGAGUGGUUACUCAAUGCCUGUAUUCAGAUCUUUUUCUGUUCUGUUAAGAUCAAAGGCGUCCUGCGAUGCAUCAGUAUCUCACACAACAAGUUGUAUAUAUGUUGAACUGGAUUGGGAUGGCUCCCUUGCCUCCCCUUUGCAUGUCUAUCCAACCGGUUUUACCCAUCUGGGACCAGUCCGCCGAUUGAUUCAAGUCGUUGACGGAACCAUAUUGAGUCCAGCGCUUCAGCGCCAUCGGUUAGGGGGGAGACCUGUUAGCAGGCCAUCUGUUUCCCGUCUUGUUACAAGAUUCUGCAGAUUGAUCCUCAUAACCAAGUCGUCAAGGCAACUGCGCCGUCAGUAUAAUCAGGGAUUGCAUUGGCCUUCGUGAGGGAAACUUCAUAUGCCAUCGGCUGCUUUUUGCAGCGUACUUUUAUUUCUUGAGACAGACGUCUAGGUCGAAAAGUCAUUCACGCUCUGAGGUCUUGCGAUUCUUGCUUGUUUCUUUCUCAUGGUUUCUAUUUUUGAGUAUACCCUCGGACCUGUUACACCAAGGUUAUGCGUUUGGGAAAGAAGGCUCAGGUGGACAAAAGACUGAUUCAGAUGGGCAUUUAUUAUGGUAAUCUUUGAAAAUCCUGAGGUUUUAAAGGCUGGUCGGCUGUCUGCUAACCAAAGCUACUGAUCAAUUACGGAUACAGCACUCACAUUUUGCCAAAGUGUGCUCGAUAGGAAGUUCCUAAACAGGACUUACUUCUCACUGCUUACCUCUCCUACUCUGGCCUUUGCCAAUUUUGCAAAGAAAGUCUUGUAUAGACUCGGUACUUCUUGCCACGCAAAUUUCCUUUUCUCGUCAUUGUUGCCAUUUUGGUUUCCGCACUGUGUUUAUAUGGGAAUGGUACCCCUGUGCCGCCGCUGCUUCUGCGGCGGCGGCGGCUGCGACCGAGCCCUCUCCUUGUUGGAUGUCUUUGCGCCAAAAUGGCAGUUUUUUUCGCACCAACCGCCUGACCAAAGGAGAUCCUGAUUCCUUCUUUCUCUGUUUAGACCCGGAUUCCACUCCAGCUCUGCGAAAUCAUACGUGCGAGUUUUGUGGCGACUCCUUUACACAAAGCGGACUACUGAAGCGACAUGUCGACUAUGUCCACAAAAGUACGCGCCUUUUCCCUCAUCUGUUCACAGUUUAUCUUUAACUUCUAUUUCCUCAUGUAGUGUUGUGUGGGCUUCCUACGCGGCGCCUGUUUUUACUGCUUUUUUCUGUAACUGUCCUGCUGCACAGUAUCAUUGCUUCGAGAUUUCAGCGCCUCUACCUGUUUUGGAAAUAUUUUGCCACCCCUGUGAACGCCAGGGAAAUGGUGGUAGACAUGAUGAAUGCGCCCUUUGUUUGAUGAAGUCAGCCUAGAGGACCUUUUGAUCAUUAAAUCGAAUAUGUCUGCCUCUAUCCUGCCCCGGUUGCUUUUCCUGCGAAUAAAAGACACGCGUAAGACGAGUGACCACGGCGAAAGCCGCACUGGACAGUACAUAGUAACUGUCCGUGCUCUGGGUGCGCUAUUAGUUUUUUCCUGAUAAAUCGUUCCAUAUCACAGCACAAAAUACAGGUUAGAUACAGGAUGAUAAUAUUCCGACCGCAGCCUAGACUUUUUAUUCCAGGUUUUAGAGAUAAUGACGAUCCUCCAUUCCCCCGGCAGUUCCCUAUCUUUACUGACCUUUGAAAAAAUCCAUGCUUGUGUACACAGUGUGUUGACUGAAUUUUUGAUGGGGGAACGAGUUCUUUAUAUGCGGGAAAGUUUGAUUGACAGCACGACAAUUUGGCAUUUAUUUGCUUUGUAUCGAAUAAUUAAAAAAACAUUAGCCGCCUUGCCAAUGGCUUUCAAUUUACUUACUGAGUCGCUUAUAAAGUUUGCGCCCCCAUGUGUAUAUUAAUGUGUAUGAACUAACUCGUUGAGUUAUGGCCGAUUGUCGCUUCAUCCGGGACGACAUUUCUGCAUUCCUCGGGCUUAUUCGUGUUAAGCUAGGCCACAGGGGUAUCGCUGGGGGUUUCCAACGACUUUCCCAGCUGUCCCGUAGCCUGAUGACCAUUAAAUACUGCCUUCCCUGUCGACUCGGGUCGUAAACCGUGACCCAAAUUUUAUAAGUCAGUCAGCGUGCCAGAUCUCAGACCUCCAUUCCCUGGUAGCAUUACUGCUGCUGGCCCGCGCCUUUUUAUUCGCCAGAUCCGAGUGGCUACUUAUUACACAGCUGACAUUCGCUGAAGGCUGUCCCACUGUCCGCGACGUAUGGAGUCGCCGAGUAGCUAGCAGCUAGUCCAACAAGCAUAUCAUCGUCCCUGGACGCAUUGUUGAAGCUAGCUGAGGUCAUCAGUACAAUCAGAAAUAGCAUUCGCGUUUGCGAAGGAGGCCUCAUAUGCGUUCUGUUAUCUUUCUGAGCGUACGACAGACAUCCGGGCCGAUGAGGCUUUUUCCCUCUGAGGCCAAGUACACUGAUAAACUGCCGCAUUACGACCCUUGUGCGUUUCAUUUACCCGAUCCAUGAUUUUGUGCAUGCCUACAAGAGGCUCUGGUGGACAAGAUGCUGACUCUGAUUAAGAUUGGAAGUUGCUAUGAAAGUCCUUAAAAGUCCUGUAGUCUUCAAGGCUGGCCAGCUGCCUACUACCUGAAGCUGCUCAUCGAUUGCUCACUUCCAGUGCGGAUGCUACACCUGAAUUUUGCAGAAGAAGCGUACUCGAUAGGAAGCCUUUAAGGAGUGCCCACUCCUCGCCAUUUAUCUCUCCUACUCCGAACUUUGCUAAUUUUUCAAAGAAGGUCUUGUGUAGACUCCCCUUCGUCUCUUGCCACUGUCAGCGUCUUUGGUUGCUGUACUACGCUUAGAUAGAAAGGGUGUUCUUUUGCCGCUGAUGCUGCUGCAGUCGCCAUGGCGUCAGCCAAACAGUUUACCAGUUUUAUUUUGGUGUCUGUCGCUUGGCCGAAGGCGAUACUUUUUUUUUAUUACUGGGGGCCUUUUUUCCUUUCAGAUCUGCGAGAGAAUACGUGCGAGUUUUGUGGCAAGGCUUUUAUACGAAGUUGUUUACUGAGGCGGCAUGUCAACGGUGUCCACAGAAGUACGCGCCUUUUCCCUCGCUGGUUGACAGUUUAUCUUCAACUUCUAUUUCCCCAUGUAAUGUUGCGUUGGUUUCCUACUCGGCGCUUGUUUGUGCUGUUUAUUUUUCCCUGGCUGUCCUUCGUGCGAGAAAUCCCUUACUUCAGCUGCAAUUAUACCUCCAUCAUGGGUCGCUAUGAAAAGGCGUUUGACGCAGCAAAUGCGAGGCUUUGUUUCCACGCACACUGACUUCAACUACCACUCCGACGGAUUCGCACUGCGCUUUAGCUUUACUCUGUGGUCAGGUCUCUUCAUUUGCAUUCUAGCUAGGUUAUCUACUUUGCUCAACAGUUACCCCAGCCCGCACUGGGUCCCUCCACCCAGCAUUCAAGUCGUGAACGCCAGUUGGGUGUGAUAUCCGACGUCAGUCACAGCAGAGUUCUGGGCCUUAGUGUGUGCUUGUUGCAAGUCGUAUUAUGCAGUUUCGUCCGACUGCUGAUCGGCCUGAAUCGACAUGGGACGGCUGCGGAGACUUAGGCCAUGAGUUUCGCUGAGGCCAUAGUCCUGGCCUAGAUAGAUGGGACUGUUUCUUGUCAAAGUGGUGCUUUGACGAUUUACUGUGGACGUCCAAUUUCAUUAGUAAAAAUGCAAUCCGAGAAGGAGUUGUAUCAUUCUUUGAUUUCCCUUUUUGUCUUUGUUUUAGAGCUGCGAGAAUUUGUAUGUGAGAUUUGUGGCAAAGCUUUUGCUCAGAAGUCGGCGCUGAAUAAGCAUAUUGACUUUGUUCACAAAGGUGCGCUCCACUAUCCCAUAAGGUUUACUGUUUCAUUUUUGUGAUAAAUUUACCUUUAAUGUCGGUGUUUUGUGCCUUGUUGUUAGUUUUCGACGGUCACUUUUACUCGUGGGACUUUUAAUCAAGGAAGGUAACUCUGCGUGUCGUCCAACGCCAUUACUCUCACCUUCGUGGUAAACAGAGUCCUCCAUGCAUACAGUUAACAAUCCGUCAUACAUGAAAUCACACUAAGGAUUAAACGAUAUUUAGAUGUAAACUUCACUAAAACACUGUUAUUAGACGUUAAUUUAUGUCUAUUUUCAUAUUUGCUACGUUUUUGGCAUGAGAAUACAUUCUAUACAUCUAAAAACGAACUUUACUCAAUUAGAGCCAUUUCUGGCGUUUUCGGGAUAUUGGACUUUUCAAAAUAAGUCGCCAUUUCUAAACAUUGCAACACUGCCUUUAGUAUUUCUUUUAUGCUUUUAAUUCUUUUAAACUUGUACAUAAUUAACAUGGGCACUGAACUCAUGAAAUGGUGUCGGUUUGCGAGUGAUUGGCAAUCAUUCGUAAAUUUCGACACAUUUCAUGAGUUAGGUCACUAACUGUAUGUGCCACACGCUCUCAUCUCCUUCCAGUAUUAGUCUCAGAAUGGGUCGCAUCCACGUGCCCUUUUGCAUCGCAUACUACUGAUAAAUGUCCCAAUGGCCGAAUUUUGUGUGUGCAUUUUGUGGUUAUUUAGUUGGGGCGGUAGAUGGGAAAUUAAGUGUCAGAUUUCUCUUAAAUAGACGAGCCUGGAUCAAAGCAACUGGCGCUAAGAUCGGGCAGAGUAGUUGACUGACGCGAAAUCCCCAUCUAGCAUGUCUGGUGUUUUGCCUAGCUCGCCUACGCCGGCGUAAUCCUUAACCCGAUAUUUCGAACAGGCGAUUGGGGCGGUUCAUCUUUCAGUCCGGAUGCUACUGGUCAUUCCCGAUGAGCCACGGUUUAGGCGAGGAUAGUAUGACCUGAAUGCUAGUGGUGUAUGCUCUAUGGCUCAACUUCCAGGGAGUCGGUGGCUUACGAAGCACUUUCUAGUUCAGCAACUGCCCGCAUGGAAGAUUAAAUCUCUCGGACCGCCACUUAUUGAAUCGCAAUAGGCAUAAAAGGUUCGCGAGAUCCUUAUGCUGAAGCCAUAGAAACAUGACAAUUCGACCGUCGCGGUCGACGGCGUCCACUAAGUGCCCUACUGAGUGGGCGCUGUGGCGGUUGCUAGGUGGAAAUCAGUUCAUAGUGAGACGUUUACCAGAGUUCUGUAAGAGUCCCUCGUAUCUCGUGUGCGGAAUUGUACCAGAAGAGUCACACUAAGAAGGAGUCAUUGCCGACGGACUCUGUUCUGAGGUGGGUUAAGUUAUGCCGCUAGUGGAAAGCCUUCCAAGCCACCACUCCUACCUCGGCUUGGUAGACUCAAGAACGUCAGGUGUGUUAUGGUGAGCAAUGAGCCGAUAUUCCGGGAGGAUGUCGGUCCGGCUGACCCUUUCCCCCCCCCCCUCCACCUCGCAAUCGACUGUGAGAACUUCUUAAUCAGAUGGGUGUGAGAUUGGGUGCAGUGACUAACGUGGCGUGGAGGCCUACGUCUGUUCUUAUCCCCCCUCCUCAAAUGCACAGUCCUAAUAGUACUAGCAGUAUUAGUGGUAGUAGUAGUAGUAGUAGUAGUAGUAGUAGAAGUAGCAUUAGCAGGUAGUAGUCGUAGCAGUUAGUAGUAAUAUUAUUAUCAUUAGUAGUAGUAGCGUCAGUAGUAAGCAGCAUACUCUUGCGGACUUCCCUCAGCCUGGUUAGCGCGUGUCGUUUGUCGGCAGUCCGGUUCCCCCGGUUUUGUCCAUCACAGCCCUAUGUAGGGGCCAGGGCUUAGGGAUACGAUAACACGCGCACACAGCGUAGUAAACACCGUAAGGUUUUAUAGGAUAGACCAGGGAAUAUGCAAAGUACGUAAUGGUAGGGGGCGCUCACCGAUCGUCCUUACGGAACUCGCUCGUAAUGGACUUUCUGCGCCCAAGCAGCUGACAAGGAAGACCAAAUACCCCACUUGCCUCUUGUGGGUUGCGAUCUUUGCGUGUCUCUGCGGGAGGUAAUGUUUUACGGAGUCCAGGAUCACGGGCUCCAAUAACUCACCGGAUCGUAUCCUGCACUCUGUUUCAUCUGUGCAUGUUCAGAACGGCCCAGUAGACGUUUGCUGAGUGGCUUUAUUGUCAUUGUAGCCCUGCGUCCCUUCGCCUGCGAGAUUUGUGGCCGAAACUUCGCGGAGCAAAGACACUUGAGGAGUCACAUCGAUCAUAUUCACAAAAGUAUGCUUUGCUUCCUUUCCGCCUGAUUUAUUCUUGUUGUCUUUCAUUUAGUUCAGAAUCGCCAUUCGUGUUCUAGUCCUCGAAAGUCUUGUAAUUAUUGUGCUGCGUGUUACUGUAAUGAAGGAACCUGUGAGACAUUUUUCGUUUUGAUUCCAUUACCUGAUGCUAUAUUGGUUUCCGUCUCCUUCACCCUAAAUGUCACUGUGAAUCCGGCGCUUGUUGGUGACAAAGUCGACGAACGUGUCGAGUUCUGGAUCGAGCACUACCUCUUAAUCUCCAAGAUCAGUCUCCAGAUUCCAUCAGGCAAUAAUCCUCGAAAAAGAAGCGCUCCUAAUGAGCUGAGCGUAGCUCUUACGGAUUGUGUCGUCUGCAGACUAAUAGUUUUCAUAUGACUGGGCGACAAUCAAAGGUAUUGCACCCUAAACAGGAUGGUGCUAAACUUAAAUAGAGUCAACUGUGAGACGCAAUCUAUGCGCGACUGCAGUUGAGGUCUUUGCACUAGGCAAAUGGUCCGACAAGUAGGUUCGGCAUCAACCCUCCUGGAGGCCCAAAUGUCCUAAGAGGUCAACUGAAUCCUCAUAUACAACCCGUCUUCGCUAAUUGUUGUCAGCAACGACAACACAAACACGAUGUUCUUAUGUCGCAACGUAAUUGUCAGAGGAAUUCGAUGCGCCGGGGGAUUUGAUUGAAUUCUUUCACAACAUAUUUGAUGGCAAAUUCUUCAGGCGGCAAGGGGGCGCUCAACAGUUUGCUACCAGUCGGUGCAGUAUCUGAUCUGACCAGUUAACUUACUGUUGCGUGAAAUGUUUGCGAGAGCAGCUGUGCCUGUAUCAGAGAUAUACAGGCACGGCAUGCCUUAAAGCUGGGUGCACUUACCAAUGGGCUUCGGAAGGUGUGGAGUCAACAAACCCCCUCCUCUCCCCCUCCCACCCGAGACUUCAAUGGCGUCACCCCUGGUGAUCCCGAAAAUGUGCCACGGUAGUACACAGUGAUCGUCAGGGACCCUCUCAGCACUCAACAUCAUAACAGCACUUUCAUCUGGUACAGGAAUUGCUGCCGGGGAGGCAUUGCUGAUGCUAUAACGUCCUGGGAUCACUGACAUUGUCUUCGUCGCUCACCACGAAACGCGGACCCGUCGGCCCACCAAGCCCGUUGUCAGGGGAAUUUCGCCAACACGCUGAACCCAAGUCAAGUCUGAAGAAUAAUUCCUAAUUUUGCUCGUCUGCGAAAGUUAAUGCAAAACGUGAGACAAUUUCAAAACUUCAUGUCAGGCAACCUUAUCGACCCAGGACCAUCGGCUCCUCGAAGAAUAUUCACUCAACACCACCGCAGAUAUGGGCUUGUAACGGGCCACAAACCACUUAAUAUCUGUAUGCUCAAGCUUUGAACUUAUCUUUGCCACCAAUCACCAAACAGUGAUCAUAAGUCGAUCGGCAUACACCGUUGUUACGGAGAACGAAUGCUCUUACUGGACAACGGAAUCAUGAGGCUCACCACAAUCAAUGGGAAUACUGGUGCGUAACGCUACGAACGUCCAAAUACCUCUUGCACGUCUUCAGUGGCAACGCAGAUUCAGAACUGCCCUGUGGAAGGGAUAACGACUUGCGAAACACUGCGUCUCGGGUCCACACGUCCGUAAAAUGUUACUCCCGCUGCCAUUUAAGAUCUACCAUGAGCCACCAUGAGAGGACGUUCGACGUAACAAAUGCGAGACUGUUUUCCACGUACGAUGUCCUCAACCGCCACUCCAGCGGAUUCGCACUGCGUUUUACUCCGUGGUCCGCCCUCCCCUUCAUUUGCGUUCCGACUAGAUUAUCCAAUCUGUGCAACAGUAACGCCAACCCACACUUUUUGGCGUAGGAUAUCUGCUGCUGGGUCCCUUUACCCAGCAUUCAAAUCGUGAACGCCAAUUUCUUUCAAGAUGCUAUUUUGAUGGCUUACUUUAAACGCCCGAUUUCAUUAGUGAAAAUAUAAGGCAAUCCCAGAAGAAGUUGUCUCAGUCUUUUUCAAUUAAUUCCACUUUCGUUUUGUGUUGUAGAGUUGCGAGAGUUUGUGUGUGAGAUUUGCGGCAAAGCCUUUACACAGAAGACAAGCCUGAAUUAUCACAUUGGCACUAUCCACAAAGGUGCGUUUCUUAUCCUCGAGGAUUUUCACAUUAUUCAUUUAAUAAGUUUGCUCUAACUGUCGUCACAAUUUUCACUUGGCGGUUUUGUAUUGCUGCUUGUUUGCGACGACCAAUUGGUCUCGUUGGAAAUUCAUCGACUGAAAUUUCCAGUGUAACUGUUGCGCCAUUUUUCUCACCCCUGGAUUAAACAGUGUCCUCCAUUUUAGUGUGCCAUACUUUGUUUUCGUCCUAAUAUACCUUUCCUUUGAGUAUCAACCUUAGAAAGGCCCCCUAUCUCUUGGGUUUACGCAUAUCCACAUCACCGUAUACGCUGGGACGCCCCUACACCAGUUCGUCCAACGCAUCCAUGACUGCCUCAGGAUGCAGUGAUGACUUGCGAGUGAAUCGAUUGGUAUUGUGGACGACUUGCACAGCAUUUGCCUCGCCGUUUUCGCCCACGCCUACAGCUUUCUAAUGGAAGUACAAGGUGAGAAAGGCUGUAAGUGGGUGCGGGCAUGACGACUGACGAGUGCUAAGCCACGACUACACGUGCCUCGCACGUGCUGGUCCUUGCUCCGUGCGACAGAAUCUUCGAUGAGGGAAUUUCGAUCAUCAUCCAUCCGUUUGACUCCAUAAUGGCCACAUUUUUAGCGAGCCAUCACUGGGUUUGGUUAAAUUGCUUCGUCAGUUGGCACCCCACGACUAGUAGCCGGUCGUGGUCUUCCCAAAGUACGAGAGACGGGUCAAGCGCCGGACAUAUGUUGAAUAGAAAGAAGUCCGGAGCAAAGGAACCCGUGAUAAGACCGAGCAGAGUUGUUGUCGUGACGCGAAAACUCCGCCCCAACACGUGCCACGCGUCCGCAUGCUUACGACUUGGUACCAUCGUACGCCGCACCAUGUGCAUGAGUCGCUCUAUGCAGCCUAAUUUCUGCAUGAUUUUUCGUAGUCCGUUGCGAUUCACCGUAUCGAAGACUUUCUUCAGGGUGGUGAUGGGUCCACAUCUGUGCUGGCACUUCUGUUGUAGCCAGCUUUGGGGAGCGUAAAACGGUGAUACUUUCAGAUGUAACUGGUCCAGCCAACAAAAUAAAGGUCGUAAACCACUGCUGCAUGACCACCUCAACGCAAAUGUCUUGCUCACGAACCUUCCGAUUAGAAUGGGACCGUUUUUGUACUCAAGCCAUACCUUUGUGGUCGUGGGUUCGAGUCCCAUUGAGGCCUCUGGGGUUUGCAAAAUGAGGUCAAAGGAUGGGGUAAACCUCUCCGUCCGCUACUUUCUGAAUAACGAAAAGACGUCACAUACGCAGGAAUGACAAUUCAACUGUCGAGGAGAAGGAAAUCCAGUGUGUGCUCCAAGGAGCUGGCUCGGCAAAUGUUACUUGUGUGGAUAUUUUUUUGUUAUGAGACAGACUUGCUCACUAUGUAGCUUACUCCCUCCUCCCCCUCCCGACAAGUUUCCUUACUGUCGGCCUCACUAGCUCUUACCUCUCCCUUUUAUUGCCGUUGUCUUUUCGGCAGCGUCAGCGUCAGAGCCCUCUUCUUAUUGGUUGCUUUUUUUUAGUCAGAUUGGCUAUAAUUUUACCGCCUGACUGAAUGAGACUCUGGUCAUUCCCUUCUUUAUUUAGACCUAGUUCCCCUUCCAGCCCUGCGAAAUCAUACGUGCGAGUUUUGUGGCAAGAAUUUUACACGGAGCGCCCUUCUGAAACUGCAUAUCGACGGUGUACAUAAAAGUACGUGCCCUUUCCCUCCCUGGUCGAUAUUUUUUCUUCAAGUUAUACUUCCCUUUGUAAGUGAUCGGACGAUAGUUGUUCCUGUUUGUGGCAAAGAUAGAGAUGUCGCGUCGUUCCUACGGACAGUGAGCAUCAACAUAGUGGAGACCAGCCAGUCUUCCACGUACAAAGUCACAGCCGUCAAAACCGCGGAGAACCCCUCAGAGAUCCCGAUCAGUGCUGUCGUUGGACAGAAUGGGCGACAAGUUGUGGCCUUGUCGAUCGUCAGAUCGAAUGAUAUAGAACGACUGGCAGAGAUUGUCCAAACCGGAUCUCACGAAGUAAUUGGGCGAUAGUUUCCCCUGUUCGUGGCAAUGAUCUUUGCUGGAAUACUAUGCAAUUCGAUUAUUGGGCACAGGGACUGGCGAUGAACGGAAUCGAACGCUACGGUGCUGGGCAUGACUGACUGACUGACGACGAUUAAUGCGUCCAGAAGUGGCCAUCCCAGUCUCCCUUGUCUUGGUCGGCACUGCUUCCAGAGUGCUUGGCGGAAGCCUUGUCGUGGAGAUUUUUGGGAAUACUUUACAGACAUAAUUAUUGAUUCGGGCCAAACUGUUAGUCUUGCAGAUCACAUAUUUGCGAAUUUGGACAAGGUGGAAGGUUCCAGGUGAAACCGACUUGGAUCUUCAUAGACAGGAGUGACUAAGGGCUUUCCUUGCGGCCGUUUUGCUCUUAUUUGGCUUCUAGUCAUAAAAGCAUCCGGCGCCGAGGCGCCGUAACUCACGGCCUGCAACCGUCGUAUGGCGGAUUGGCAAUCACUAAUUUGUCUCAAUCAGCUCCUGAUGCUUGGACAUGUUGUUGCGGUUCAAACCAAAAACUAUCAAACUGAUGACCUUUUUAUUUUCAUUUUAGAACUGAGGCCGUUUGCGUGUGAGGCCUGUGGCUCAGCUUUUAUUUCGAAGGGAAAUCUAAAGAGACAUAUCGACGCAAUCCACAAAAGUACGCUCCUCCCCUCUCUCGGUUGUCUGUCAUUUCCGUUGUCUGCCAGUUUCUGUAACUCUUCAAGUUGCUAUUUUAUGAAUUGGAAUAGUAUCACGUUACCUGUACCGCCAUUUAAGUUUUUUGGCUGCAGCUUGUAGUGUUCGUCAGUUUUUAAAGCAAAAUGAUAUGCGCUUGUCGUCCAUGUUGAUGGUCGUUUGUUAGGUUCGAUUUUAUUCAAGGAAAAUGUUUGUCAUCAACCCUUAAGCUCCCGUUCGUUACGAGCUGGGGAGGUAUAUCAAAAAGAUGGAAACGUAAGCAUCAAACAGGUGCAGAAAAAUUACCGAAUCUGUGCAGAUAAUCGGGUUAUUCGAAAUGUUGAAAACACCGGCACUACUAAGUACGUUGUACAGUAGCCAGUCUAUCCAUAAUUGUGUUGCGGAGAAAGUAAUACGGCUUCAAUUAUCUGCAGGCGCUGAAGUAAAUGCCAUCGUGCACAAACGUUUCGGACAAUAGGAGUUUUGGAACGCAGACGUUAUUGAAGUGCGGACAGUGAUUUGCUAACAGAAAUAAAUUGUAGACAGUAUGUUAUUACCGACAAAGACAAGGGAGACUGGAAUCCCCAUUUCUGGCUUAUUGGCCGCCGUCAGCCAUUCAUACCCAACCCCCAAGUGUGGAACAUUCGAGGCUCGAACUCGUGACCUGUUAGUUAGAAGUCUACGCCUCUAACCAGUGGGCCACGAGAUCGUUGCCCUUUCGGUUUCUAUCGGGAAUAUACAAUGGUAGGGGGCGCUCGCCGAUCGUUCUUACGGAACACACUCGUUCCGUUGUGCCUUACGGACUCUUUCUCGAGCCAAACCAGCAGCCGCAUACUGCCUAUAUCAUGCGCCGCUGUGCGGCUGCUGGUUGGAUUUGAUAGAGAGCCCGUAAGACAGAACGGAACUAGUGAGUUCCGUAAGAACGAUCGGUGAGCGCCCCCUACCAUAAAUAGUUGUUGUCGAGUGUAAAUGCUUAUCGGUCGGGUCUCACUAAGAUAUGUGAUGUUUUUGCAGCGCAGCCUGGACGUUCCUCAUUUCUGAUUGCCAGUUACCUUUUCGCUCAAUGGCAGUGCAUAUGUUCUGGUGCUUAUCCGAGCAUAAGACUUAAAUCUUCGAGUAUCUGACAUACAACCGGCGUGUAAAACAGGUAUUCAGUCUUUCGUGCACUAUUAACCUACUGGCGUCGGUAGCCUCGCUGUCUCCCUUAAUUGUUAAGAACUUUCUUGAAGUUCAGAGGUUUGUUAUUCAGGACGUCAAGUAGGCAAACGCAUGUUUCCGAUCUCUCAUUGUCAGAGCAUACAGUCGGGACUGGUCUGAUUAACAGCGGCCACCGAGUCAUCUAGGGGGUACCGGUUAGACACUCCAACUUCCGUUGUCUGCGGAUUCUUGUUUCAAACAGGGACGGAGGCCGUACGAUUAGCCAGCUCCCUCUCAAGCCAGCAGAAAACGUCUAUUCGAGCUCUCAAGUCACCCUCUCCUAGGGUAAAUAUCGCUCAUUCCUGCCCUUACCCAGUCACAUCCCGUUGCGACAGUGAAUCAAGGUCGUUCUGCUGACGCAUUUCCCUUGCUACUAGAACUCAGAAGCAAAUGCCCGCCCUGCUAUCUGUUUGUCAUGAACAGAUGUCCUCUAUAAUCUCCUCCGCCACUUGUCGCCGGCUGUUUUUCGGCCCUUGCUGCCCUACUGUUGCAUAAAUUGUUGUAAAAGCCUGACGCUGAAUAAUUGGAGAUGUGCGUUUGUCUAAGGGUUUGAUGUUUGCGUGAUUGGGGUGGAGGUAGUCGGUUUCUUCCCAUCAGUGGGUAGAUCCUUUACCUUUUUUGCAGUAAAGCAGUGGUUACUAAUUUGAUGAUUUGAAGUUAACACCAAGUUUAUUUUUUAAGGCUUUGAGUUAUUUCGACAUUGAGUUUGCAUAAGAAGGGCAUUGGAUUGGUCAUUAUUCGGAGAUCUUGACUUGCGUCGAAGAAGAAUUCGCUGAACGUACAGCGGAAGUAUCUACAUUUGUGACUUGACUUUGGCCAGACAUUUCAGUCGACAACAGAAAGGUCGCAAGCCACAGCGACGCGAUCUUUUUAGUGGGAAUGUCUGACCCUCGGGCUUUAGUAUUACAGUAGCAGCCCGUGGAAGCCCUCACGAUAACGAGGAGCAGAGGUAUUCUACCACUAUAAAUAUGGCGUUGUUGCUCACGUCGAUUUAACCUAGCUCCAUCUGCUUACCGGUUGAUUCUGUCUUAUCAUUUAUUAUACCCUGUGACCUCCUGUGGGGUUUGGAUUUAUAUUCUCAUUUUGGAGACACUGAGUUGGAGGUCGACGAGUCGUCGGCAUUGCGGAUCGCCUUGGUCACGGGUACGUCUUGUCGAUCUGGUCUCCGGAUAAGAACAUAAUCCAGCAGCUGCCACUGCCGCGAUUGGGGCUGCAUUCAGGUUGCCUUCUCGCGCAUCGGGAGGCGGAGGAAGGUGUUCAGCGCAGGUUCGCAUAAGCAGAAUGCCGUUGUCCUUGCAGCCGCCGGGUCCACGAGGACCCAUCACUCUUUCUCAGGCUACGUACUCUGUCCCGACUCGGACAUUUAGGGUCACCAACGACAACCAGCAUGUCCGCCUUCGGCAUAUUUGUCAGGAGGGCGUACAAUACGUCGUAAAAUUUGCUUCACACCUCGUCGGGGUUGGUCAUUGGGAGGGCUUAGGUGCCGAAGACGGUGGUGAAUUCGACUCCCGGAAGGGAGAGGCGUAGUGCUAUAUGUCGGUUAUUGAUGCCCUGCGGCAGACAGCAGAAGUGGGAAUUCGAAGCCUGCGUUCACUUUUUGUCACAAGCCAGGACGAAUAACAACUGGGUGGUUGCAGUGGGUAACUGGAGUGCGCUACCGUCAACACGCAAAAGACUUGUGGAAACUCUAGUUGACAAAGUCAUACUAAGCUGUGGGUAGUGCGUGACCCGCUUUCGCGAACAUUCAGGGAAAUUUUCAAAGGAUAUUUUAUGCCCUACGAACACACGAAUUGUUUUUUUUGCAUUUUGUUGUGAGACUAUUUUCUGUGAAAAUUAAUCCCGGCACUCCGUUGGAUAUUGAAGAUCGUUGUCAUCCCCGUUCAAUCUGGAAAAGCCAACUGAGGAAUCUCGACCACCUCCAGCCGUGCUGGCUUCGGAGGCCACAGGGUCACGGGCACCAAGACCACUGAACCAGCUUGCAUGAGCAGGUUCAGGUUCGUUGAGCUGGCCGUGUCUUGUGGGCGCUUUUGCCAAUUCGUCCGUCCUCCGCUAAAGUUGCCACAGUUGCCUCCAUCACAAACGCCUAUGCACUCGUGAGAGCCCUGCUACCGUCCUCUCUUGUCGACAACAAGCACACCGUAAGCCUGACGUCGUUCGAAUUUUGGUUUUCUUCAGUAGCGCAAUCUGCAGCUCCUCGUGGAGGUUUGUGCGACCUACCCAAGAACAGUACACCUCGAUUUGUUCAUCUGCGCUUGUCUGUGGUACCGAUUGGAAAAAGGUGGACAGAUUCGCCUGUUGAGUAUAUUGUCGUCCUCAUCGUAUUGGUUAUUCGAUUUACGCCUGCGUGACCCUGUCAGAAUUUCUGCUGUCGAUAUCCAGAAGUAAAGUCUGUGGCUCAUGUUGGAUAGCCUCUGGGAUCGUUCCGAAGUAGGGUGCACACGUUAUGCGCCUUCUUGAUUUACUAAUCUUUCCGUCCGUUGAAAGGUAAGUAAUGCCGCUUGGCACCAAAAGGAGCAGGUUAAUUUAGUGCAUUCAGCUCCUGCUCCUCCUCGUCGUAGUGAUUAUUGGAUUUCCGUCUGCAUUUGACAGUUGAUAUGCUUUGAUUUUCAAUGUGAACAGGCGGCGCCAUGAUAGCCUGAAACUGGAGAGGAAAUUGCAUUAGGUAUGUCAAAAAACAGACUCCUGGGAACAGCACAUGUUCUCCGCCAUCCAAUGUUACCUUAACUGGCUCCAUGGUUUCGCGUGGGAUAGGUCGGCAGCAGUAGUUGAAUUAUCGCAGUCUACAAAAAUCGUGGAAUAGGGAAAUUUGUGGCGCUGUGAUAUUAGCAUGGUUGCACCACGAAGCGUAAAAUUACCCUUCUCACUGCGAUGUUUUACAUUUCAACUUGCUUUUUAGAAUCCUCGGAAGAAUGA